Hirsutella rhossiliensis is the source of this 2148-nucleotide messenger RNA. Its product is annotated as NACHT domain-containing protein. The coding region runs from base 1 to 2148 and encodes 715 amino acids. Gene Ontology annotation, molecular function: catalytic activity. The record is from RefSeq and is a predicted model, not a curated record. The transcript is spliced from 4 exons. Gene Ontology annotation, biological process: nucleoside metabolic process. NCBI's taxonomy places the organism in Eukaryota, Fungi, Ascomycota, Sordariomycetes, Hypocreales, Ophiocordycipitaceae.
AUGGCCCGCGGCGAUGACUAUGUCUUCCAGGCUGGCGAUGCAUGUGGACAUAAUACCAUCAUUGCAACCAUCCCUCCUGGUCAAGAAUAUGGCACCGGGUCCGCCGCCGCCCUUGCAAGCCAGGUCAAGAAGUUUUUCCCGAGACUUUGGUUCGGCUUGUUGGUCGGCGUUGCGGCCGGUCUCCCAAACCUCUCGCGAAGCCCGCCGCGGGAUAUUCGGCUGGGAGAUGUUCUGGUCGGGUUGUCCGAGGGCGGUAGUGCUGGUCUUGUAGCCUACGAUUUGGGCAAAGAAACGGAGACUGUUGGGUUUCAGCUUCUUCGCUCAGGUUAUGUGUUGGCCAUCACGGAGACUGCCGUUAGGUCGGCCAUCGGCAGCAUCAAGCUGAACGCACCAAACGACGCGGACGUAUUCUCGCAGUACUACAAGAGCAUCGCAUAUGAGGAACACCCCCACGGCUCGGGAGAAAAGCUAAUGAAGAACGCCCGGAAGCGAAAUGAACUACGAGACAGGUACGACCUCAUUGGCCUCGAGAUGGAAGCCGCCGGGACCAUGAACCGCAUUCCUGUGGGCGUUAUUCGAGGGGUCUGCGACUAUGGAGAUGCACACAAGAACAAAGAAUGGCAACCAUAUGCUGCUGCAAUGGCUGCCGCUUAUGCCAAGGCAGUCCUGGCUGAACUUGUGCCUAAAAAUGUAUUGCCGGAGCCGAGAACCAUGAACGUCAGACCUCAGGGCAGACUGGACGAGGACGAUGAACCCCUUGCUUCAGUCACAAUUAAUGGGCGCAAAAAGCGCCGUAUUGAACAGCGCUCCGAGGCUAGCGGUGCGAGAGCCUUGCCUUUCGACAACGAGAGACCCAUCAGUCAAGAGGUGAACAGUAGCACGAGAGAUUUCGACAAUGUCAUCCAAGACACGAGCGAGCCAUUGUAUGGAGCCGGCCACUUCAUCGAAGCCCCCGUAAAACAGUCAAUCAUAGACCAGCUCUACUUUACCAAAAUCGACGAGCGCCUGACAAGAAUAGCAGCCGCCCAGAUAAAGACUUGCCGCUGGUUCCUCACCAAGCCCGAAUACAAGUCUUGGCACGACACGGCAGAACAUCCCGAUCACGGCGGCUUCCUGUGGAUCAAGGGCAACCCAGGUACCGGAAAGUCGACACUAAUGAAACUCCUCUUCGAAGACACCAAAUCCAACGAAAGGGGAGAUCCCUCGCGAAUCACCCUGUCGUUCUUUUUCCUCGGGCGAGGCACCGUCGAGGAGAAGUCGGUGACCGGUCUAUACCGCUCUCUUCUCCACCAGCUCUUUCAGAAGGAGCCGAGGUUGCGAGACAGUUUAGACUGGAUGACGGCCGAUGGAGCAAAGGUGGUUCAGCGGAAUGGAUGGCACGAGGAAACGUUGAAGCAGACAUUGGCGCAUGCUGUUCAGAGUCUUGGGAGGCGGUCAUUGACGAUAUUCAUUGACGCGCUAGACGAGUGCGACCAGGAGCAGGUUUCGGGUAUGGUUUGCUGCUUUGAGGAGCUAUGCGAUCGCGCCAGAAAAGCUCACGUUCGAUUGCAUAUUUGCUUCUCCAGCCGGCAUUAUCCGACAGUCGUCAUCCAGACGGGCAUCGAGGUCACCCUAGAAGACGAACCAGGGCAUACGGAAGACAUAAAACGCUAUAUCAAAGUGAGACUCCGUCUGCCUAACCCCAGGUCGAGUCAAGCCGAGUCGCUGCUGUCUAAAGUUCUCGAAAAGUCCUCGGGUAUAUUUCUCUGGGUCGUUUUGGUACUCGAUAUCCUCAACUCCGAGUACGCAAAAGGGUCGGGCCGCAUCAAGAAGAUGCGUGAUCGUCUCGAGGAAAUCCCGCCGAAGCUGAACGACUUAUUUGAGAUGAUCCUAACUCGAGAUGAGGAGAACCUCUUACGACUUCAACUUUGUCUUAAAUGGAUCCUCUUCGCAAUGCGUCCUCUAAAACCGCAGGAGCUCUAUUUUGCCAUCGAACUUGGUUGCGACAAAGAAUGCACUGGCUAUUGGGACGAGGAAGACGUCGAUCUGGAUACGAUCAAGGCUUUUGUGCGAAUGUGUUCCAAAGGCUUGGCGGAAGUCACGCGCAACUCGAGAGCCAGUGGUCUGGAGUCUCCGGCAACUUUGCAGGCCAUAGUCACCAGCUUUUGA